CCGAUUGGCGACAAAUGACAAUAUCGUGUACAAUCGUGUAGAACGUAGAGAGAAAUAUUUUUUUCCUGAUUAAGUCUGAUAAUUAUUUGGUUACAAUACUUUAAUUAAUAAAAAAACAACUUUAACAAAGUUUUUAUUUAAAAAAAAAUUUGACAUUAACUUGAGUUAUUUCAAUAGAUGGAAGACUGAUAAGUAAAAAUAUAUUUUCACAAUGGACGAAAAAUGCAGUAUUUUUUGUUGCAAUGGAAAAGUCAAUUCCAAUGAUUUUGAACUCAGCAAAACUAGUAUAUUGAUAAUAAAUGAAUUAGAAAGACUUACAAAUCAUAAUGUGAAUUAUCAACUGGAUAAAAAACAAGUGACAUUAUUUGGUUAUAAUUAUCCAGCAUCAACUGCAAUAUUACAGUUGAAACAUUUAAAUAACUGUCUCAAAAUGCAAUUGAAAAUUUUAAAUAGAUACAUCAACAAUGACAACAACAAUGUAUUAACACAAAAUCAAUCGAAUACUGAUUUUUUAAAAUUAAGAAAAUCAAUUGGUGAUUUUAUAGAUUACACAGGAACAUAUUUUUUAAGUAUCAUUGAAGAAAUGCCAACAAUGCAAAAUCCAUUAAUUUUACGUGUAAAUGGAGAAAUUGAAGAUAUGCUAAAUGAAUUGAGUAGAUUUCUUUCACAAUUAAAAUACAUUCCAUCAUCAACAUUUCAUUAUAUUGUUGCAAAUAUUGGUAAUAAUUGUAAUCAGCCAGAAUUUCAUCUUUAUCAUACACAUCUUGAGCUUCGUUGGCAUAUUUUAAUAUUAUUUUAUUCAAGAAUUGUUUUAUUGCAAGAAAAUGAUCAACUUGAUAAAACAAUUAAUCUCAUUAUUGAUGAUCUUAUUUAUAUAUCAACAAAAAUAUUUGAACGAAUUAAUUUGACUGAUUUAAAACAAAAAAAUCCAUACAGUUGUACUUGUGUUAGAGACAUGUGGUUAAUAUUACAAUUAUUUAUUAAUAUUAUUUAUGAUAAAUACAAAGGUAAAAAAUUUUGGGAUUAUGUUAAUACAUCACUUGAUGGAAUAUUAAUUUCUAAACAUAAUAAUGAUGUUAAAAAUAAAAAAUUAACAUGGCACAGUGAAGAUAAAAUAAAUUAUCCAGAAAUGAAAAAUCCAGAAUUAUUUUGUAUAUGGAUGAUUUAUCAUUUAACUUUACUCUAUGGUUAUAGUAAUGAUGGUACAUAUAUUGGUAUUAAUUGCAAUAGAAUAACAUCAAAUUAUGAUGAAAUUGAUAAAAUAUUAAAAUCAUUUUUAAAUAACGGAGGUAAAGAUGGUGAUAGAGAUGAAAUUGAUGAAGAAUUAAAAAUAAUGAUACCAAUAUUAAAAGAAAUGAAUGAUUGGUGGCCAUCUAGAAUAACAAUAAUAGCAUUAAUAUGGGAUUGUUUUCAUCGACGUCUUGAUCAAACAUUUUUAAUUCAAACAUCAGGACCAUGGUCUAUAUCACUUGAAAAAAAAACACCAUUUGAUAUAAUUAAACAAAUAAAAAUGAGAAUUGAAAAUAAUUAUGAUAGCAGUAAAGAAUCAAGUUAUGGUUUAUUCCUACGAUAUCUUGGUACAUUAUUAAAAAAAAGUUGGGAUAAAAAAGACAUGAGAAUUUGGACACAAUUAGAAGGAAGAAUAUUAACAAAAUUUCAGAAAAAAAAAUUAGAAAUAAGUUCUGAAUCAAAAAUAUUCAAUUUUAUAUCAUUAUUUUUAACACUUGCUGUUACAACUGAUACAAAAAGAAUUUGUACAGCUAUGUUAAAUUUAGUUCCAUCUGUUGUUGAUGAAACAAGUCUAGAAAAUCCAAGACGUUCAUUACUUAAUUUUAAAUCACAGUUAGCAUGUCUAAUACUUUAUGCAGAUAAACGUAUAAAUCUUCAAGAUAUUGCUGAACAAAUAUUAAAAACAAUUGAUAUUAUUUGUUGUAAAGAAGAUGAUUUAUCAAGAACAAUGAUGUCAUCAUUUUUAGAUACAUUGGUAUAUGUAUUGUCAUCAAAUGAAAUACUUGAUAAUGGUGAAAAUUAUUUAUUUGGUAGUUGGGUUCAUCGUUAUCUUGAUAAUUGUCCAAAAAGUAAAGUUGGUAUUAUUUUAAAAAUGUUAAUCAAUAUAUUUCCACGUGCAAAUGAUCAAAUACUUGAUUGUUUAUGGUAUGCUGCACGUAGAACACGUACAUUAGUUUUUGAUGUUGAAUUAUCAAGUGAAUAUUAUAAUGACAUUGCUCAACUUGCUGCAUUAUUUACAUUUUGUGCUAUUAAAAAACCUUCAAUGGCAUCAAAAUAUCAACACAAUUCUCAAACACUAUUUGAACAUUUCACAUCAAUAAUAAAAGUUAAAGAUAUACGUGUUACACUUCAUUAUUUAUCAAUAAUACUAGUUAAAAAUGAUACUGUUGAAUUAUUAAAAAAUGUUGUUAAAAAUUUUGAUUUAAUAUUAAUACAAGCAUGGAUAAAAGCUUGUAUAUUUAAUCAUGAUUCAGACAAAGAUGAAAUAUUAACUCUUAAAAAUAAUGUUAUUAAUUUACCAGAAAUUAAACAAUUGUUUCCAUCAUGGAAAGAUGCUAGAGUUUUUACUGCUGAAGAUGGUUCUUUUUUUCGUUUUAUCAUUGCAAUAUCAACAAAAAGAAAAACCAUAACUCAAAAAGAAUACAAUGUAUUUGAUAGAAGAAUACGUAUGAUAUUUAAAGAUCUUGAAAAAUGGAUAUUAACUCCAAUCAAUGAAAAUAAUAUAAAUUCUGAAUUAGCUAUUCACAUACACAACUGUUUGGGGUCAAUAUUUUUUUUUUGUAGUGCUAUGUUACAUGAAAAGAAUUCAAAUGUAGGACCAUUAAUUAAUUUGAUAAAAACAACUUUAUUACUAUCUGAAGAACAAUCGUAUUUAAAAAUACAUUCAAAAAAAAUUUUUUCCAAAGCAAUACUUGGACUUGGAACAGCUGGUGUUCAAAGUGAUAUAAAUCUUCAUAAAAUUUUUGUUAAUCUUUUUGAUAAAUAUUUACCAUUAAUUGUUAUUCCAAUUGAUAAUGGUAAAUUUAAAAAUACUGAGCCAAUAACUCGUAUAUUUAUGGAUAGUAAUAUGGAAUUUUGUAAUUUUUUAAUUAUUAAAUUAACAUUAUCAUUUAUAACAGCAUAUAAUGGAAAUACAACACAUCAACAUUGUCAUCUUGUUAUGGCUGUUUAUGAAAAUUUUCUGAAAACAUCAAAUUGUCCAAAAUGGCUUGUUGAAUCAAUUAUCACACAUUCAAUGACAAAAAUAAUUGAAAUUUAUUUUAAAGUUCACGAUAUGCAUCCACACAAAAAACAAGCUGAAAAUUUUUUAAAGGCAAUGUUUAAAAAUUCAAAUUAUACAACAAAUGAUAUAUUGAAAAAAAAAGUUAAUGAUAAAAUAGCAACAAUACUAAGUAAUUACUUAUCUUAUAAACCACAAAUAUCAUUUGAUUUAUUACGUUUAUUAAUUAACAUUGAUGUGGCAACUGUCAAUUAUAUUAUACCAAUUUUUAAUACUGAAAUUAUAAAAAUGCACAAUGAAAAACGUCCAAAUGCACAAUUAUUAUCUUCAACACUGGAUCGUAUUCGAGAUGAUGUAAAAAAUAUUAAAUCAUAAUUUCACUCAAGACAAUAAAAAAAAAAAAGGCUUUAUUUAUUCAAAUCAAUUUAAUGAAUCUGUG
Molecule: messenger RNA, 3668 nt
Organism: Aphidius gifuensis
Lineage: Eukaryota; Metazoa; Arthropoda; Insecta; Hymenoptera; Braconidae
Product: protein MMS22-like
Exons: 4
Coding region: 212-3604 (1130 amino acids)
Biological process (GO): replication fork processing; double-strand break repair via homologous recombination
Cellular component (GO): nuclear replication fork
Source: RefSeq, a predicted model, not a curated record